AUGCAGUUUCCAGAAAAUGAGGCCACGCUGGGACUGGCGGAGGACCAAAGGCAGGCGCCUCGAGGCGAGCAACAGGGAGCAGGCCUGGCUCUGAUUAGCUCCCCGCGCCGGGUCGCCAGCGUGUGCCCGACGCUGUCCCUGGUCAUCACAAGCCCUGACAUCGCAGCCCUGGCCAACCUGGUACAGUGGACCUCCUCAAGGAAGGUCGGCACUGGGCCUGCAAGAUGGCCCAGUGGGGGGGAGGAGCUUGCGGCCAAGCCUGAGGCCCUGAGCUCCACUCCCAGGACCGACAAGGGGAAGCGAGCUGAGGCCGUGCGGGUCUGUGUGGCCAGCAGUCCUAACUGGGGCUGCUGGCCCGGAAACCGAACAGGGGGCAGCUGCGGCAGCCUGUGGGAUGAUGGGCACGGCCAUGUCAACAGUUUUGGCCCUGACGUCGAGGUCACCGCUUCUUCCUGCUACACCUGCUCGGCACGGAUCACCGCGGCACCCUUGGCCGUCACGGCACCCUUGGCCGUCACGGCGCACCUGUUGAAAGCCACCCUGUCCUGGCGCUGUGCUACUGGAGGAGCAAUGAGGCCCCCGAGGCUGGAGCCGGAGAGACAGCUCGCUGGGGAGACCCUGUGUGAGCCACGGGGACCACACGGCCGCUGCGGCCAGCCAGGGGGUGCCGCUGGGGGAGCCUCGGGUUCUGGGGAUCCAGAAAGUUCCCGUGACCUCGAUGGAGAAGGGAGCGUUCUGUUCUCAGCCGCGCACGCCGCCCUGGAACGCACACCAGCGAGGCUGCUGGUGGCACGAAAGGGGACAAACGGGGACGGGGCUCAGGGCGGCGCCCACUCGCGCCGAGUCCAGGGCGCCCCCCGGCGUCCGGAGCCGGAAGGACUCGUGCUCACGUGCAGUUUGGGGGCGGAGGGAGGGGCCUCGGCAGGGGGCGGGGCCCAGCCGAUCGAGGCUCGGUCCACUAGAAAGAGCGCAGGGCAGAACCGAGUCAGCCGGACUGACGCCCGCGCUUCCCAACCGUCCCUUGCGACAGACCGAGCCCCACGCCCUCCCACCUGCGGGCCGGCCUCCGGCGCUCCCCACUGCGCAGAGCCGCGCCGGUUCCACCCGGCCCGGGACGCGCCCACUCGCCCGCGCGCGCCCUCUCCACUGCGCCCGGGCGCCGCGGCGAGCAAACAGGUCGCCCGGCCUGAGCAGCCGGCCAGGUCUCCUCCCCGGCACCCGUGCCAGCCGGGCACCCAGGCCCCAGCUGCCACCACCCACCCCGCGUCCGCUCGGCCUUCCAGACAGGACCCCCGCCGCGGCUUCGGCAUCGCCGUCUCUGGAGGCCAGGACCGGCCCAGCGGAUCCGUGGUGGUGUCGGACGUGGUCCUCGGGGGCCCGGCCCAGGGCAGGCUCCAGACCGGGGACCACAUCGUCAUGGUGAACGGAGUCUCCGUGGAGAACGUCACGUCGGCCUUCGCCAUCCAGCUCCUGAAGACCUGCAACAAAACGGCCAACAUCACCGUGAAGCGUCCCCGCAGGGUCCAGCUGCCAGCAGCCAGGACCGGCGCGGGCCACGCGCCCUCCGCCCGGGAGGAGGCUGACCACGGCCGGGGCUACGAGGGCGACUCCUCCAGCGGCUCCGGCCGGUCCUGCGGGGAGCCUUCCCGCCGGGCCAGGGCGGGACGCCGCGGCCGCGUGGGCAGUCACGGGCGCCGCAGCUCGGGAGGCGGAUCUGAGCCCAACGGACUGGACCUGGUGUCGGGGUACAAGCGCCUGCCGAAGCAGGACGUGCUCAUGAGGCCGCUCAAGUCCGUGCUGGUGAAGCGGAGGAACAGCGAGGAGUUCGGGGUGAAGCUGGGCAGUCAGAUCUUCAUAAAACACAUCACGGAUUCUGGCCUCGCCGCUCGGAACCGCGGGCUGCAGGAAGGAGACCUCAUCUUGCAGGUCAAUGGGGUGUCCAGUGCGAACCUGUCCCUGAGCGACACGCGGCGGCUCAUCGAGCAGUCAGAGGGGGAGCUGACGCUGCUGGUGCUGCGGGACAGCGCGCAGUUCCUGGUGAACAUCCCUCCCGCGGUGAGCGACAGCGACAGCUCGCUGAUGGAAGACAUCUCGGACCUGAACUCGGAGCUGUCCCAGGCGCCCCCGUCCCACGUCCCUCCGCCACCUCUGCAGGGUCCGCCGAGCCCCGAGCCCAGCCAGACAGACUCGGCAGAGGAGAGCCCACAGCCCCGGAGGCGGGACCGGUCGGUGGAUUCCAGAGCCGUCGCUGAACCGGAGGAUCCUGGAGAAAGUCGCUAUGACAUCUACCGGGUCCCCAGUCGGCAGAGCCUGGAGGACCGUGGCUACAGCCCGGACACUCGCGUCGUGCGCUUCCCUAAGGGUGCGAGCAUCGGCCUGCGCCUGGCCGGCGGCAACGACGUGGGCAUCUUCGUGUCCGGGGUGCAGGCGGGCAGCCCGGCCGACGGGCAGGGCAUCCAGGAAGGGGACGAGAUCCUGCAGGUGAAUGGCAUGCCGUUCCGGAACCUGACCCGGGAGGAGGCCGUGCAGUUUCUGUUGGAGCUGCCGCCGGGGGAGGACAUGGAGCUGGUGACGCAGAGCAAGCAGGACAUCUUCAGGAAGAUGGUCCAGUCCCGCGUGGGUGACUCCUUCUACAUCCGCACACACUUCGAGCUGGAGCCGAGCCCGCCCUACGGCCUGGGCUUCACCCGGGGCGACGUCUUCCACGUGGUGGACACCCUGUACCCAGGCUCGGGGCCGGGCCACGGCGGCCGCGGGGGCCUCUGGCUGGCUGCCCGCAUGGGCCGAGAUCUCCGAGAGCACGAACGCGGCGUCAUCCCCAAUCAGAGCAGGGCGGAGCAGCUCGCCAGCCUGGAGGCCGCGCAGCGGGCCGCGGGUGUGGGUCCCGGCGCCUCCUCCGCCUCCAACCCCCGGGCCGAGUUCUGGCGGCUCCGGGGGCUCCGCCGAGGGGCCAAGAAGUCAGCGCAUCGGAGCCGCGAGGACCUGUCAGCGCUGACCCGGCAGGGGCACUACCCGCCCUACGAACGCGUGGUGCUGCGAGAAGCCAGCUUCAAGCGCCCCGUGGUGAUCCUGGGGCCGGUGGCCGACAUCGCCAUGAAGCGGCUGACAGCCGAGAUGCCCGACCAGUUCGAGAUUGCAGAGAGCGUGUCCCGGACUGACAACCCAUCCAAGAUCAUCAAGCUGGACACGGUGCGGGUGAUCGCGGAGAGGGACAGGCACGCGCUGCUGGACGUGACGCCGUCGGCCAUCGAGCGCCUCAACUACGUGCAGUACUACCCGAUCGUGGUCUUCUGCGCGCCCGAGAGCCGCCCCGCGCUCAAGGCGCUGCGCGAGUGGCUGGCGCCCGCCUCGCGCCGCAGCAGCCGCCGCCUGUACGCGCAGGCGCAGAAGCUGCAGAAGCACAGCGGGCACCUCUUCACCGCCACCGUCCCCCUGCGCGGCACCGGCGACGCCUGGUACGAGGAGGUCAAGGCCGCGGUGCAGCAGGAGCAGGCGCGGCCCAUCUGGACGGCGGAGGACCAGCUGGACGGCUCCUCCGAGGACCUGGAGCUGCCGGGCCGCGGCCUGGACGCCAGCUCCGGGGACCUCAGCUGUGACAGCCGGGCCAACAGCGACUGCGAGGACACGGACGGCGUCUACACGGACGGCGAGGGCGGCGUCUACACGGACGGCGAGGGCGGCGGGCCCCACGACCCACACGACCCCCAGGACGCCGAGGAGGAGCCCGCGCUCCCCGCCCUGGCCCGGUCCUCGGAGCCCGCCUGGGUGGAAGCCCACGAGGGGCUGCGGGGUCACGGGGCCACGGCCGCCGAGUGGGAGACGCAGGCCGGGAGCCGCCACCCGCAGGGCCAGUGGCGCCAGGACAGCAUGCGGACGUACGAGCGCGAAGCCCUGCGGAGGAAGUUCACGAGAGCCCGGGACGCGGAGUCCUCAGACGAAGGCUACGACUGGGGCCCGGCCACCGACCUGUGACCGCGGACGCCGCGCGCCCUCCCUCCGGCUCCCCGGCCUCAGUUUCCCCCGCAGGACCCAGGGCCAGCGACCAUUUAAUAAACCUUUAAUUUCUUUUUUAACAUUAAAAAUCA
Molecule: messenger RNA, 4085 nt
Organism: Peromyscus maniculatus bairdii (prairie deer mouse)
Lineage: Eukaryota; Metazoa; Chordata; Mammalia; Rodentia; Cricetidae
Source: RefSeq, a predicted model, not a curated record